AUGGAGUACUUGAGGCAGGAUGGCCAGAUGCAGCGCUCCAUCCGCGAGGUGAACACGUCCAGCCGCUGGUGCGUGCUGUGGGACCUGGACGAGGACACACACUACAGCGUCCAGGUGCAGUCUGUUGGGCCACAUGGUGACAGCCAGCCCAGCCGUGCCAUCCACUUCAGGACUUUGGAGAGGAGUGACCAUUAUCCAGCUGGAGUCCUGGAUCACCACGAACCGGCGAUGGAAGGUCUUGGCAUGACUCCUCACUUACAGACAGGAGAGCUGCUCAUUAUCACCACUGUGCUGCUGCUGUGGGCAGCUGUCAUCGCCCUCUUCUGCCGACAGUAUGACAUCAUCAAAGACAAUGACUCCAACGGCAGCAAAGAGAAAGCCAAGAGGCCGCUGGUCCACGCCACUUCCUCCUACUACAACGCUUCAGCCGGCAGCUCGCCCAUUUACCACAACGGAGCCGUGCGCAGCAGCAGGCUCCACAGAGCCUCCUCCUCCAUCAGCAUCAUUAGAGUCUGAGUUUUGGUUCUGAGACUUACUGUACAGCGCAGGACGGGUGGACUCAGUCAUGUGCAACAUUUGCCUGAGGAACUUCAGUGGGAUUAUCAUGACAAAUGGAGAAUUUACGGACCUGACUAGAGUCUAAUGUGUUGAAAAAUAUGGGGAAAGUCAGAAACACUUUGUGAAAAUCAAACUGGGGAGGAAAUGGAGGAAUACUGCCCUCUAGUGGCAGAACACUGCAGCAUUACUGGUAUGCACACUGCAGCUUUUUUUAGGAGCUUUUCCAGGUGAACUUCAGUGCAAGAGGACAAAUUUUGACCUGCAGCCAAACUCAUUUCCUGUUGUACAAAAAAAGUUUCAUUUCUGUUACGUCUUCUCUCUGAUUUCAAAAACUAACUGUGAAUAUUUGCCAGCAUGUCGACUUCAGAUUAAUUCAACAGCUCUGUGCGUCAAGUUUGAGUGUUUUGGUUUAACAUAUGAGUGAAAGAGAGUGUGUGUACAUUUGUUUCUCACUAUUUUCUGUGAUUUCUACAUUUAACUUUACCUCUCCUGUAUUUUUCAUCUCCUAAUCAGUAAUUAGUUGUACAGUACUAACAUCAGAAACUGUGUAUUAUAUGUAAUUAGAAUAUGUACAUAGAUCAAAUUGAAAAUGUUGAGUAAUUUACAACCUGUUCUCAUUCCCAGGUCAUGAAAUACCAACGCUCUGUCACGUCCCUCAGCAUGGCCACCUUCGAUACCACCAUUUAGCGUCCCUUAUAGCCCCAUUUCACCAAACACCUGCGUUAUGAUACCUUUGGAACCAAAAGUAACCCUUCAGACAUGGUACCCAGACCCUAGGUUCAUUUAGCGUUUCCACCGCAAACGGUACUCUUAAAUGUGGGUGGGUUUGUUCAUCAUCCACAGAAUGAGUGUAAAAACACAAUAGAACAGGCUGCAGUGAGAGUCUCUCUCCGUGGAAUUUUCUAAAAUAGCAGGUUUGUGCAUUUAGUCCUUGUCAGGCAAACACUUGGUUUUAGUGUGGCAGGAGCCCACAGGAACAACACUCUGUAAUAUUUUUUUUUUUUUUUUAUCUCCAAGUGAGAAUUGGUGUAUAUGCUGUUGGACUAAAAGUCUCAUCCUACUCUCCAAUGUGCUAUGUGUGAGCUCAGUCCUGCGUGUUCUUUAAUGAAG
Molecule: messenger RNA, 1668 nt
Organism: Epinephelus lanceolatus (giant grouper)
Lineage: Eukaryota; Metazoa; Chordata; Actinopteri; Perciformes; Serranidae
Source: RefSeq, a predicted model, not a curated record